This is a messenger RNA of Candoia aspera, 1059 nucleotides long. RefSeq names its product troponin T1, slow skeletal type (gene TNNT1). The transcript has 10 exons. The record is from RefSeq and is a predicted model, not a curated record. The coding region runs from base 40 to 765 and encodes 241 amino acids. Gene Ontology annotation, biological process: sarcomere organization; slow-twitch skeletal muscle fiber contraction; regulation of muscle contraction. Gene Ontology annotation, cellular component: troponin complex. Lineage: Eukaryota; Metazoa; Chordata; Lepidosauria; Squamata; Candoiidae. Gene Ontology annotation, molecular function: tropomyosin binding; troponin T binding.
UGCCCAAUAUUAUUUUCCAACCUCUUGUCUCUGCGAUGUAUGUUGUUUGCAGUGGCCGAAGAACCUGACCAGGCUCCUGAGCCAGAAGAAGAACGCCCCAGAGCAAGGCCAAUGGUUCCACAGUUAGCUCCUCCAAAAAUCCCCGAGGGGGAGAGAGUGGAUUUUGAUGACAUUCACCGCAAGCGUAUGGAGAAGGAUCUCCUGGAAUUGCAAACUCUCAUUGAUGUACACUUUGAGCAGAGGAAAAAAGAAGAAGAAGAACUUGUGGGCCUCAUGUCAAGGAUUGACAACCGUCGGAGAGAACGCUCUGAACAACAGCGAGUCCGCACUGAGAAGGAACGGGAGCGGCAGGCCAGGCUUGCUGAAGAGAAGAUGAGAAAAGAGGAGGAAGAGGCCAAGAAAAGGGCUGAAGAUGAUGCUAAGAAGAAGAAAGUACUGUCCAACAUGGGAGCUCAUUUUGGAGGAUACCUGGUCAAGGCAGAGCAAAAACGUGGAAAGCGGCAGACCGGCCGAGAAAUGAAGACCCGCAUCUUAGCAGAGCGACGAAAACCGUUGCAUAUAGAGAACUUAAGCGAGCAACAGCUGAGGGAGAAGGCCAAGGAGCUCCAUGAUUGGAUCCAUCAUCUAGAAUCGGAGAAGUUUGACCUGAUGGAGAAACUCAGACGUCAAAAAUACGAGAUCAAUGUUCUAUACAACCGCAUCAGCCAUGCCCAGAAGUUCAAAAAAGGUGCUGGAAAAACCAGGCUUGGUGGUCGCUGGAAGUAAGAGGGACUCAGCUUGUGGACCCCAAUCUGGAAGUCUCCUUGGCAACCAAAGUGACUCCCAAAUACAUCUCAUCCUUUCUUCCCUGUGUUGUUCCAUGUUGAGUUGAAUGCUUUCCUGACCCGUUCCCCGAAUCCUUGUCAUGUGCGUCUCUGACGAGUCUUGUACCACAAGCCACACACAAUAAAUCAACCUCUCUUCUCCAUGGAAUCUCUCCAGUGAUUCAAUUCCUUUCUGAUGCCAAUGAUUGGCACAAAUGGUACAAAUAGUUCUUUAACUGAUGGGGGAAAAAAGAAG